AUGGAGAAGCACAUUUUCUUACUGAUUCUUCUACUUGUAAUUCAAUAUUACUCUGUUGCUUCCUCAAAUGAAACUGAUCAACAAGCUCUACUAGCUUUCAAAAAUCUUAUUACAAGUCCUAAUCAUUUUUUGGCCAAUAAUUGGACCAAAAUACUCUUUUGCUCUUGGUUUGGUGUCACUUGUAGUUCAAAAAGGCAAAGGGUUGUGGCCUUGGCUCUUCCUAAUUUGCAAAUUCAAGGCACAAUUUCCCCGUCUUUGGCCAAUCUGUCCUUCCUCAGUGUUCUCAAUCUCGAGAACAACAGCUUCCGCGGUGGCAUCCCUUAUGGACUUGGCCACUUGCCUCGCUUGCGAGUGAUUGAUAUUCAAAACAAUCAGCUCAACGAAAGUAUACCAACAAGUCUAUUUCAAAACCGGAGAGUUCAAGUAAUUUCAUUGGCUUUCAAUGAACUCAGUGGUGAAAUGUGGAGAGGGCCAUGGUAUGUACCCCAACUCAGAGUCUUAAAUCUCAGGAACAAUAGUCUCAUCGGUAUAAUCCCUCCUUCUGUUGGAAAUGCCACAAAAAUGAUGAACUUCAGUUUGUCUGGGAAUAGAUUCAGCGGCAACAUUCCUAAGGAGGUCGGUAAUCUGAGCCAACUUGCAGACAUGUCCUUGACUGAUAAUCAGUUAACAGGUUCCAUUCCCGUAGAACUGUUUAAUAUCUCGUCACUACUGUCCAUAAAUCUGCGACACAAUAGCCUUUCCGGCCCUCUCUUGCUUGGUCAAGGGAAUAUUGUAUCAAAUCUGGAGCAUUUAAUUAUAUCUUUCAACCAAAUUUCUGGUUGCAUUCUUUCCAACAUAUGCCAACUCACAGAGCUCAAAGUAUUGUCCAUAGUUUACAACAACAUAACUGGAGAAAUACCCAGAAAUAUUGAUUGUUUAUCCAAACUCGAGAUGUUUCUUAUUGGUGGUAAUCCAAUUAAAGGGACUAUCCCCACUUCAUUGGGAAAUAUUUCCACUCUACAAUAUCUUUAUUGUGGAGAAAAUCACAUAGUAGGGAAAAUUCCUCAAGAAUUAGGGAAGCUAUCAAAGUUGAGGGUAUUAGUCAUUGAGGACAAUUCUAAUCUUAUUGGUCAAAUUCCAGAGGCUAUUUUCAACAUAUCUUCUUUGGAAGUGAUUGCUUUCAGUUUCAAUAACCUCUUGGGGAGAAUUCCAACCACUACAGGUCUUCAUCUUCCGAACCUUAAAGAACUCUACUUGGGAGACAAUCAGCUUGAAGGGGAAAUUCCAUUGUUCAUAACAAAUGCUUCCAAGCUUGAGAAAUUGGAGCUAAAUGAUAACUUUCUGUCAGGAACUAUUCCUACUAAUUUGGGAAAUCUUCAUGAGCUGCGAUAUCUCUUCCUACAUCAUAAUCAACUAACCAAUGAACCAAGAGAGUGUGAGUUGUUAUUCUUCAAUUCAUUGGCGGACUGUAAGAUGUUGAAAUAUCUACAAGUGGGUUUCAAUCUGUUGAAUGGCGCUCUGCCAAAUUCUAUUGGGAAUCUUUCAUCUACUAUUCAAAACUUUCAUAUAGGACAUGCACACAUCAACGGCCUCAUCCCCACAGGUAUAAGCAACAUGAGCGGUCUAAUGACCCUAUACUUUCAAGGAAACAACUUGACAGGGAGUAUUCCUCCUGAGAUUGGUAAGCUUAAACAACUCCAAGGUCUGUAUCUACGUUACAAUAAAUUGCAGGGACAUAUUUCUGAGGCAGUAUGCAAUUUAUCUAAUUUGGUUCAAUUAUAUCUGGAACAUAAUGAGCUCACUGGAGUGAUCCCAGAAUGUAUAGGAGAUCUAAGCUUGCUACAACAUCUUUAUUUGGAUUCUAAUAAAUUUUCAUCAAAAUUUCCGUUGAGUCUUUGGAAGAUGAGUGGUCUUCUCUAUCUAAGUGUGUCACGAAAUUCUUUAGAGGGAGAAGUUCCAUCAGAUAUUGGAGAACUGAAAGCCAUUGUAGGACUAUAUCUUUGCAGUAACCACUUUUCAGGCGUGAUACCAACCAGAUUCGGGGAACUCCAAAACCUGCAGUAUCUUGACCUAUCCAACAAUUCAUUUUUUGGCCAAAUUCCAUUAUCCUUUGCCAACUUGAUAAGCUUGGAAUUCUUGAAUUUGUCUUCAAAUGCAUUGUCAGGUACUAUUCCCAAGUCUUUGGAAAAACUCUCAUACCUUAAAAGCAUUAAUGUUUCAUUUAAUUAUUUAGAAGGUGAAAUACCGAGUGGUGGCGUGUUUGCAAAUUCCACUCUUCAAUCAUUUCUCAGGAACAAAGGUCUAUGUGGAAUGCACAUAUUGGAGAUUCCUGCUUGCGCUAUCAAUAAUCCUGGAAAACAAUCAAAGCUUAAGGAGGUUCUGCUGAAAAUUGUUACUCCAGUGGUUAUAUCAUCCUUGUUGAUAUUCUUGUUGGUUUUAAUUUGGAUAAUGAAACAACAAAAUAAAGGAAAGUUCAAAGAUGUUGAAAAGGUACGGGAGAUUGGGACUCAUCAGUUAGUUUCUUAUCAUGAGAUUCAACUAGCAACAAAUAAUUUUGAUGAAUCCAAUUUAAUUGGUGAGGGAAGCUCUGGUUCUGUUUACAAAGGCACAUUAUCUAGUGGAACUGUAGUGGCCAUUAAGGUUCUGGAUUUGGAAAAUGAGCAAGUAUGCAAGAGGUUUGAUACCGAAUGCGAAGUGAUGAGAAAUGUUAGACACAGAAAUAUUGUUCCAGUUAUUACUACUUGUUCUAGUGACUAUAUAAGAGCCUUUGUUCUGCGAUAUAUGCCCAACGGGAGUCUUGAGAAUUGGUUGUACAGAGAAGAUUGCCACUUGAAUCUUCAUCAAAGAGUCACCAUAAUGCUUGACGUGGCAAUGGCAAUUGAAUAUCUACAUCAUGGUCAUGUCACUCCAAUAGUUCAUUGCGACUUAAAGCCAGCCAACGUUCUUUUGGAUGAAGAUAUGGUGGCUCAAGUUGGUGAUUUUGGCAUCUCUAAAAUUUUAGCCAUAAGUAAGUCCAUGGCACAUACCGAGACAUUGGGAACUCUUGGAUACAUUGCACCAGAAUAUGGCUCAGAGGGAAUAGUGUCCACUAGUGGUGAUGUUUAUAGUUAUGGCAUCAUGUUGAUGGAGGUUUUGACCAAAAGAAGGCCAACAGAUGAAGAGAUAUUCCAUGGAGAUCUUGACUUGAGGAAAUGGAUAACACAAUUAUUUUCAGGGACUAUGAUGGACGUUGUGGAUGCCAAUAUUUUUUCCGAGGAAAAACAGAUCACUUCCAAAAGUGAAAUCUGCAUCGUGUCCAUGAUAGAAUUGGCUUUAGACUGCACAAAGGAAAUGCCAGAAUCAAGAAUAACCAUGAAAGAAGUAGUCAAAAGGCUUAACAAAAUCAACAACACAUUUCUGGAAACAUAGAAAUCUCUUUCGGUGGUGUUCUUUCUGUGCUGCAAGUUAACAUGUUGCUUUUUGUUUACUUGUUUGUUGAAUAUAGUCGUCGUUUGUUCUACCUGUAGACAUGUACUGUUUGUACUUCAGAGUGUUGCAUUUCCCUCAUUUUGUGAUUUAAGAUUUGAGUAGUCUUUAAUAUGUUUUGAAUGCUUGA
Messenger RNA from Solanum tuberosum (potato), 3574 nucleotides. Its product is annotated as probable LRR receptor-like serine/threonine-protein kinase At3g47570. The record is from RefSeq and is a predicted model, not a curated record. Gene Ontology annotation, biological process: protein phosphorylation. Gene Ontology annotation, molecular function: protein kinase activity; ATP binding; protein binding. Lineage: Eukaryota; Viridiplantae; Streptophyta; Magnoliopsida; Solanales; Solanaceae. Bases 1 to 3387 code for a protein of 1128 amino acids. The transcript has 2 exons.